This is a messenger RNA of Dendronephthya gigantea, 1020 nucleotides long. RefSeq names its product cyclin-C-like. Gene Ontology annotation, biological process: positive regulation of transcription by RNA polymerase II. The record is from RefSeq and is a predicted model, not a curated record. Gene Ontology annotation, molecular function: cyclin-dependent protein serine/threonine kinase regulator activity. Gene Ontology annotation, cellular component: nucleus; mediator complex. The transcript has 3 exons. Lineage: Eukaryota; Metazoa; Cnidaria; Anthozoa; Malacalcyonacea; Nephtheidae. Bases 29 to 910 code for a protein of 293 amino acids.
CUGCACGACGAGUUUUAAAAACAACAACAUGGCUGCGAAUUUUUGGCUUUCCACUCACUACAAAUACUGGCUCUUAACGAAAGAAGAACUUGUCACUUCAGCCGGCCGACAGGAGGAUUUAAAAUAUCUAACUCAAGAAGAAUAUCGGAAAAUUCACAUCCUGUUUGCGAACUUCAUUCAGGCGCUUGGCGAACAUUUGAAGCAUCGUCAACAAGUCAUAGCGGCCGCAACGCAGUAUUUCAAGAGAUUUUACUCGAAGAACUCGUUGAAGAACAUAGAUCCGCUGCUGUUGGCGCCGACCUGUUUGUAUUUAGCAUCGAAAGUGGAGGAGAAUGGGGUGAUCUCGAAUAACAGAUUGAUUCAAACUUGCGCCACUGUUCUGAAGAAUAAAUUUAUGGCUGUCUUCAACUGUGAAUAUCCAUACAGAAUUAACCAGGUCUAUGAAUGUGAAUUUUUUAUUCUCGAAACAAUGAACUGUUGUCUAAUCCUAUAUCACCCAUAUCGGUCAUUAACUCAAUAUGUCAGAGAAAUGCCGGAAGACGACAGUUUUCUCUCCUUAGCAUGGCGAAUUGUUAAUGACAGCUUGAGGACGGACAUUUGCCUUCUCUACCCUCCCUACCAAAUUUCUCUUGCGGCCAUUUACAUGACUUGUGUUGUCAAAAAUAAAGAUCCUAGUGAGUUUUUCAAAGAACUUUGCGUGGACAUGGACAAAAUCUUGGAAAUUACCCAGGAGAUUUUAAAACUCUAUGAGAUACUUAAAACAUACGAUGAAAAAAAAGAGAUGCCAGGAAUUCUAGCGAAAGCUCCUAAGCCAAAGACAAGUAGUAGGCCAUCUUCCUCGGCUAGUUCAAGUUCACAAUAUUUGUCACAGUCUCCUGUGGUUUCAUCUCAGAGUGGCACACCAAGAUGAAUGUGAAGAUGCUUGAAGUUGUUUGUAAGUAGCCACAGAGAGUACAAUGAUGAAAGUCUUGUGAUGAAAGCAAGUUGGCAGAAUGAAAUUCAUAAAGCAGAAAAAUAUGG